UAAGUGAGGAAUAAACAUAUGUAUUGUAGCGCAAAUUGGUAAACAUUUUCAUGACUUACUUCUCACGCGGUGAUUCUCUCUAAUUCUGGCAGCUGGUCUUCAUUGGGCGAUAGAAACUAGCAAUUGGGUGUUUUUAGCUGCACACAUAAAUGUACAUAGCGCGCAAACGUGAGUGCUUGGCGGUACAGGGUACCAGGGAAAGCGCUGUUGCGCAUUGGGAUCUUUACUGAAGCCAAAUUUAAAGCGCGUAUUUUAAAGUUGCUAAGGAGCUUGGUUACGCGUACGCUGUGGGCGCGGCGCACUUCACUUGCCAUUUUGCUGUCACUUUGAGCGGACAUGCGCUGAUCUCUACAACUAAAAUCGUGAGUAGAAAAUAGUGUUAUUUAUAUCGUGACACUUUUCCCAGCUAUUUAAUUUAGGGCAAGUCUAGCUUGGGGUAAUUUAGCGCACAGUUAUCCAAAGUCCGCAUAUUUUUAGGUGAAAUUUAGGAGAGAAAAUAAGCCAGAUAUCAGUCGAGGCUGAGUUCCAGAUAGAUCAACAGUGCCUACUGCACACGUUUAGUUACCGGACCACGCAAUAUGCGACUAGGGAGUACGGGUACCAGUUGCCCUGCAAACCAUGCAUUCAAUACACGUCUUUUUACUGACGGUAACCAGUGGCAAUAAUAAUUAUGUGGCUACGGCUAGUCACCAUUAUGCGUAUAAUAGAUCAUGCGCAAACGCACGAGGUAUCUGCCAAAGCUAGCCAUAGCCAAGUCAAACGUAGUAGUCAGAUUAUGUAUGUCAUUUAUGUACGCUGCAUGCCGGUACGACGGUCACCAGAACGAUGGAACAUUCAAGGCGGGAUUUGGAUUUCGUUAAGCAACAACUGCAAGUGCAUUUUAAUAUUGGUCUCGUGCUGGUCUUGGCCCAAAAUUCUGAGAACAGUGGGUGCAAGACCAAGACCAAGACCAGCGUUUUUUUCCGAGACCAUGCGUGGUCGAGACCAAGAACACAUUCAAACUGGUCUCGAGACUGGUCUCGAGACCAAGACCAGUCUCGACGGCUACAACACUGGUACAUGUACCUCCGAUUCAUUUGGUGCAAAUUAAAUGAUGCAUCGAGUAGUACAAGUUAUAUUUUGUUUCUGAUUGUCAGUUACUUGCUUGCCAAAUAGGGUUUGCCUGCAGCAAGUGGGGAUAUAUUUUCCCCGAACGGACGCACCCCCCGGGUUGUCGUGAACCCACCGCCCAUAUAGAAUCCCCAUUGCGUGCGGAGCCGCUCCUGCUUGCAACUCAAUAUAAUAUUUUGUGGGAGAAAAAAAAACGCCACAGUGUUGAAGUGGAGCAUCAAACUGAUUGUGGGAUGGAGUUCCAGAUUCUUGAAUCAGCCACAGUGAGAGCCUUAUCUCCUGCUUUCCUUGCAGUGUGAGGAAUACGUAUGUUGCCCUGGGAGCGUAAGUUUCUUCGUGUCAGUGCUGUAAGAUCCAGUGAGCUUGAAAUGUAUUUUGGAGAUGAGUUAGUGUUUACUUUGUACAUUAUUAAGGCUGUCUUGUAUAGACGAAUCCAAGCGCGGUUUACGAAAGGGCGCCUCUUUCUUUCCCGCCAUUACUGGGACGCAUUUUGCAUUAUGCAUGUGACCGCUGACCUCUGAUUAUCGAGUUAAGUGCACAGUGGCAGACGAUCAACAACAAAAUUAUGUAUUUUAGACCUUAAUGUUUUAUUUAGAUUGUUGUUCUUUACCACAUUGAUGGUGUAAUUGUUUUGCUUCAAGAAAAUAUGUCUACGAAAAAAAAAUCCUCCAAGACAUGACUUAAAUUAUUAAUUUAUGCGCACUGCCCGGCGGAAUUUGUCCGUGUCAUAGCGCGCAAUUCGUUCAGUCUUCGACGGGGCUUGCGUGGCGUCAGCCCCCCGUGCAGUCAACUGCAUUCACGGUGCGAAUAUUUGGGUGUCAUGACAUGGUGCAGCCGUGUACAGCUGAUUUAUUUAUUGCCAGGAUUAGGUUUUGUAUCUGAAUAGCUACCAGCAUCACGACUGGACACAGGUGAGUUUCGCUUCUGACAUGUCUGACAAUGACGCGAAGAAAGGCUUACUGAAAGAGAACUUGAAGGUUGAACAAGCUGAAGUCGAAUUCGAAGUUGCAAAUUUUCUGGGUAGGCCUAGCCCUAUAGCCUGACGUUUUACAUUAUCAUCAUGAUCAUGCAUGAUUAGUACUGGCAAUACUUCAUGUACUUUUAGCAAUUCAUGUACGCCUUGUAACAGGCCUAGAUUUUCUCAUAAGUCCUGUGCAAUCCCUUCCCAAGUUUAAUAAUAAUUGUGCACAAUUUUAAUUUUCCAAAUUAUCAUAUAAAUCAGUGUCAGUGAUAUAAGUCAUGGAAUGUCAAUGGUCAUGAUCAGCAAUAUUGUUUUUGUUCAUCUUAUAACAGGCCUAGCGUUUUUCCAAAUACAUGUAAUUCAUGGAGUGGACUGAUGAUUUACGUCAGUGGCCUAGGCUAGAAUUUCAAGGUAAUUUAAACAGAAGGCACGAUCAUUUACAGAUUACAAUUUACAGAUAACUUUAUUUUCAAUAGGUUUAGAAAACUAUGCACAAUCAUAUUUUGCAAUAGAACUAUGAAUUAUCUUUGGCAAUUAAUAGUCUGUCUAUGGUCAGUUGCAGGAUUUUUUUUUUUUGAAGUUGCUUUAUUUUUUAUUUUGUGAUAUGGAUGAGGCUGCAUAUGUAUACAUUUUAGUAAAUUUAAUUAUUUUUUCAAAUCUUAAUAAAUAUGAAUUACCUUUUUACAUGAAACAUACAUAAAUUUUAAUUCAAUUCAUCUAUUAUCUCAAAUAGUCUUCAUAAAUAAAUAUUAAAAUUUUUACAUGAAAGACAUGUGCGCUGUAAGUAAAUUCAAUUAUUGUUUCAAAAAAAUUAAUAAACAUUACCGUUAUCUCAUUUUAAUUUCAGAUAUUUAUGACUUCUACAUAAAUGGACCUGCAUGCGAUGAUCAUCCCAAUUUAAAUCAUCGAAGUAUAAGUGAAGGGCUUAACUACCUUCAUUCCGGAUGGGUAGGAGCUAUAAAGCAUUGCUACAAAACUGUUAAUAAGGACAUUAUUACACUGGCUGUUCAAAUUCGCUUUUCCCAGAGGAUAAUCAACUUUCACAAUGUUGAAGUAACAGUGAAUAAAGCAAAUAGGCAAAUAGUUACUGUUAAAUGUAAUUGUACUGCUUCUGAGGGGAAAUCCUGCAGCCAUUCAGCUGGCCUUCUCUUCAAAAUUGUGGAAGCUAACAAGUGUGGAUUCACAGCCAGUUCAUGUACGGAUAAAGAGUGCAUCUGGAAUCAUUCAACACAGGAAAAUGUACUUCCAGACAGCAUAAGUAAUAUCCGAGGGAAGAAUGAAUCCACCGUCAAUACAAGUCUUGCAUUUGAUACUGAUGAGCAACUUAUGGACCAUUUGAAUAGUUCAACACUGAAGGAAUUAUCUGCAAUACCCGGAACUAUUUUAAAUCACCUUAAAUCAGCCAAGCCAUUGUCCCAUCCCCACAACAAGCGCACACUACCAGACCAUGAACUGCACAACACCAACAUGGAGUGCCCUGCAUGUUUCAUGACUUAUGAGAAAUACGUGCACCUUUCAACUACUGACGCUGUAUUGCUUGCACAGUCUACAGUUAACCAAAAGUGUGCUCUGUGGACAACACAGAGAAAACUUCGAAUAACAAGCAGCACAGCAGCUAGUGUUCCCAAGAAAGUUGGCACAGACCUGCCAAGUGGAUUGCAAAUCAUUUGCACCCAACAUUCUUAGGAAAUUCUGCAACUCGUUAUGGGCAAGAACAUGAAGCGGUUGCACGUGAGCAGUUUGAGAGGGACACUGGUAAACAUGUGGAAACC
Patiria miniata (bat star) is the source of this 3843-nucleotide messenger RNA. RefSeq lists its product as uncharacterized. Gene Ontology annotation, molecular function: zinc ion binding. NCBI's taxonomy places the organism in Eukaryota, Metazoa, Echinodermata, Asteroidea, Valvatida, Asterinidae. The transcript has a single exon. Bases 2834 to 3757 code for a protein of 307 amino acids. The record is from RefSeq and is a predicted model, not a curated record.